ACGACCGUGGGCUGGCGCUGUGGGCUUCAGACACCAUUGAACUUAACAGAACGGCGCCCUCUGACCUAGGAGGAGGUUACCGCGGCGUGUACCUGGGGAAGCUGAGGCAGGGCUCCUCCACCUCCCCCUCCUCCUACUCUCGCGGCGGAACGGUGGAGAAAGGAUACUCGCUGCUACCAAACAAGUAUGGCGUGGGAGGCGGGGGCGGCGGGGGGCUGGGCAGCGCGAGGGGGGGCGAGAGGUCCGCCAGCCGUUCCCCGUCACUGCCCCGCCGCAUCAACGCCCUGGCGCCCAUAGAGCAAGGAGACUUGGUGAUGACGCGCGCCGCCACCAGGAGCGUCAUCCCGCCCCUCUCCGCCGUGUCCCGACGCUCCUUCGGCCACGACCUCCGCGCCCCGCCACACCCCCAAGACUUUGACGAGGAGGACGAUGCCAAGUCAGAUUACUACGAUGACGAUGAAGGGGAGGAGGAAGUAAGUGAUGGAGAAGAGGAAGAGGUGGUGGAGGAGGAGGAGGACAUGGAUGGCCAAGUGUCGCGGCCCAAGAGUUCGGCCACGACGCGGGACAGCGGCAUAUCCGUUUUCUCCGGCGCCAACGACGGCGAGGCGCCCGCAGAGAACGGAAAGGUGGGCGGCAAGGAGUCCCGGGGGCCGGCCACGGUAGGGAGGAGGGCCAGGGGCCAAUACACCCCAAAGGGCCCCCUGUCCACCUCAUCUCCACGCCUCUCCUCCUCCUCCUCCACCCUGUCUUCCGGCGACGAGCGUGGAAGGUCGUCGUAUGAUGGGGUACCGGUAGGAGGCAGGAGGAAAGGGGACGUCACUUCGCCCUCCCGCCGCUCCUUGCCCAACGAUGCUCUGCUCGGGGUGAUGGGCAAAGGGAUCCCCGGAGGGCGGUCUCGCAUCACGCCUCCCAAAGACAAAGAGUUCCGCAACUUUGACUACGAGAGCGACUUUGAGACGGACGAGGAGGACAUCAAGCUCGCCAACACGACCCUCACCAAGAUGAAGCUGUUGAGGAAGAAGCAGGACGGCAUGAAGGAGAUCGAGCGCCGCCGCCUGGACAGGGACACGCGGCGGGCCCAGGAGGAGCGUGUCAGGAAGUACCGCCAGCUGGAACUCCAACACAGCCAGAACUCUCUCCAGCCCUCCAGUGCCGAGAGCGGGGACUCCAAGCUGGCCGUCCAGUCCAACCUGAGCUACAAGGGCCGAGACUCCCAUCUCCGCCGCAGUCCUCGCCGCAGCUUGCGACACAGCCCCUCCCCCAGCCCCACACCUCUUGCCAGGAUACCCACUAGCAAGAGUUACAAUGCCAACCUCAGCAGGAAGUUCAGCAAGGCCCCUGAGAAGAGACAUCGCUCACUGGAGAGGAACGUCAACCGCCAAGUGAAUGGUGUUAACCCUCGGGAGACCUUCAGCCGGACGCCACAGCUAGUGAAGCGCGGCCAGCCCCCGAUGAGCUUUGGUGGUGGUGGAGGUGAAGGUGAUGGUGGUGGUGGUGGCAGGCAGCUGAGCAGCAAUUAUGGCACCACCACAGCCAACAAGCGUUAUGGCAAACAGACGCCAGACAGAACUCCAGAUUACCCAACACCCCCAAUGACCUCUUCAGGACUAAGGAUAGCAAAGCCUGCAUCCUCAUGUUUCAAGAGGCACCUAGAGCCCUUUGCAAGCCCUCCUGAUGCUCUCAGGAAUGCCAUUGAACGCCUCAGCUCAAAUGACUGGGAGAGUCAGGUGGAAGGCAUUGAGAUGUUGGUGCGUCUGUGCCAACACCACCCAGACAUGUUGCUGGGCAGCCUGCGCAGCAUCAACAUGUCCCUCAUGAAGCAGGCCAAGAACCUGCGCUCACAGGUGUCCCGGGCGGCAAUUCAAGCCUUCACCUGCUUUUAUGACAAGCUCAAACGCAACAUGGAGGGCGACUCAGAAAAGAUUACAGCCAUCCUCCUGAACAGAACGGUGGACACCAACAAGUUCCUGCAACUGGACAGCCACCACGCCUUGGAUGCCAUGGUGGAGAACAUUACUCCCUCCAAAGCCAUCCCUGCCAUCAUUCAGGAAGGGCUCAAUCACAGAAACCCAGCAGUGAGGACCACAGUGGCGCGGCUGCUGGCCUACCAGGUGGAGAGGCUUGGGCCAAGUCGAGUGUUGUCUGGGCAGAAAGACAUUACUGACCGCAUACUUGUUGCCACGGCCAAGCUGGCACAGGAAGGGAGUCUGGAAACAAGGCAGCAUGCUAAGCAAGUAUUUCAGCAACUGAUUCGACAAGGUCAGUUUGAUGCCGUCCUCAAGAAGCAUGUGUCACCAAAUGACAUUAAAAACAUACAGAAGAUUCUCGAUAACCUAUCAAAUGAGGGGCGUCCCGUCCAUGAGUCGGCACGUUUCAAGUUUGCAUCUGGUUCCCGGUACACCAGAACCAUGUGAGCAGCCUCCUCACCCACAUCAUGCAGUGUUCAUCAUGCAUUUUGUACUGCUAAGCCCAAGACUUUUCUGCAUUUCAUUCAAUUUGAAGUAAAGGAGAUAUAUUGUAUAUAGACUGUAACUGAAACUGUGCUGAAAUAAUAGUGAACAGAACCAUUAUGAUAUAAAUUUGAUGGUGCCUGAUGGUACUGGGGAAAAGUGUUUAGAUCAGCUUCAGUACAGAGUAGCUGGCUAGUCUCAUCUACACACUCUCACAGUGGUUUCUAACCUGUGUGAUGCUGCGCAGCUGUGUUCCCUACGGUCACUUGCUAACAUGUGAUAUGAUCCCCCAUCAUGACCUCAUAUCCCAGGAAGACUUAAAUUUGAGCUCCUUGUCAUUUUUACCAGGAACUUAAUUGGUCUAAGGGAGUACUUUGUCCAAUAGAAAAUUAAAUCUAAGAAAUAAUUUUCCUGUAUUGUUUGAGUAAGCAGAUUCACUUAAAAUGCCUUUUCAAUGUAAUUGUUAUGAGAGUUUUUACUCACCUGAGCUCUUGUCCUUCCUCUUAAAACUUUUAACACCCUCAUUAGCAGUAAUGUUGCUCAGGUUGAGAACCACUGAACAUAAGGUUGUGUCAGUGACCUUUGCCUUACAGAAUGCCACCAGCCUUAGCAGGUCACACACACACACACACACACACACACACACACACAAAUGUCAUGUUAUGGAAAUGGGUAAAAGUGAAACAAGACCAAUCUGGAUAUACAAAAUGGGAAAUGGUGAAACAUUAAAAAAAGUGCAUGAAGAGAGAGACCUGGGAGUAGUGAUGAGGGAUGAUAAUCAACCAGAGAGUCAUAUAAAUCGGAUCUUUAGAGACACAUAUAACUUGGUGAGAAAUAUUGGAGUAGCAUUUAGCUACAUGGACAAGGACAUGAUGAGAAGGCUAAUCACUACCAUGAUUAGACCAAAAUUAGAAUAUGCAGAGGUAGUGUGGUCCCCCCAUAAGAAGAAGCAUAUAAAGAAACUAGAAAGAAUACAGAGGAUGGCAUCAAAAAUGGUCCCAGAGUUGGAGGGAUUAAUAUACGAGGAAAGAUUAAAGGAAAUGAACUUAACAACACUGGAACAAAGAAGAGAAAGGGGAGACCUAAUCCAAAUUUAUAAAUUAUUAAACAAA
This is a messenger RNA of Eriocheir sinensis (Chinese mitten crab), 3562 nucleotides long. Its product is annotated as TOG array regulator of axonemal microtubules protein 2-like. Gene Ontology annotation, biological process: microtubule cytoskeleton organization. Gene Ontology annotation, molecular function: microtubule binding. The record is from RefSeq and is a predicted model, not a curated record. Bases 315 to 2414 code for a protein of 699 amino acids. The transcript is spliced from 16 exons. NCBI's taxonomy places the organism in Eukaryota, Metazoa, Arthropoda, Malacostraca, Decapoda, Varunidae. Gene Ontology annotation, cellular component: cilium; cytoplasmic microtubule.